Leptopilina heterotoma is the source of this 1606-nucleotide messenger RNA. RefSeq names its product F-box/WD repeat-containing protein 4-like. Gene Ontology annotation, cellular component: SCF ubiquitin ligase complex. The record is from RefSeq and is a predicted model, not a curated record. NCBI's taxonomy places the organism in Eukaryota, Metazoa, Arthropoda, Insecta, Hymenoptera, Figitidae. Bases 80 to 1366 code for a protein of 428 amino acids. Gene Ontology annotation, molecular function: protein binding. The transcript is spliced from 6 exons. Gene Ontology annotation, biological process: SCF-dependent proteasomal ubiquitin-dependent protein catabolic process.
AUAAUCGAAGGCCCUCGAGUUGGAUCGAAGCCCAUUGCGUGUCUAUGUGUGUAUAUUUCUAAAUUGUCAGUAAAGAAACAUGACAGAUGUUUUGCGUUUGGAUACAUUACCAUCCGACGCACUUAUCUUAAUUUUUGAUUAUUGCCAUGCAUUCGAUUUGGUUAGACUCAGUGAAGUGUGUUCUCGAUUUUAUGAAAUUAUCCGGGAUAAAAUAUUGUGGGUCAAGAAAAGUAAGCUGACACUUGCCACAAAUCAAGCAUCCAAAAGAUUUCGUGCAAGAUGUAACCCUGUACUUUGUUUGAGGACAAAGUGGCAAAUUUCUCACAAUUGGCAAUAUGGUAAAUACGAUACAAAACUUAUUUUCUCUCAGGGGAAAAAGUUAAUGCCAUGGAUUCAAUUGACUGAAGAUACCUUGUGGUGGAGUGGCGGACAUCAACUUUUUGGUUUUGCUCGUAAACAACCGUUUAGUCACAAUAAUAUUAAAUUCGCCCAGUUAAACAGAAAAAGUGAUAUUUGUAAAUUUGUUGUUCGGAGUGAUUAUAUUAUUAGUGGUCACAGGGAUGGAAGUUUAAAAUUCUGGUCUCUAACCAAUUCUGGACCACUUCAUUAUGAUGGGACAAAUUAUCUUGUCGAUCAUUUGUGCUAUAAUAUUGAGGAAGCCCACUCCACUGACGUGAACGCUGUGGAAGAAACAUCUCAAGUUGUUAUCUCUGGCUCUGGAGAUGGUAUAAUUAAAUUAUGGGCGAGACCAGGCGAAACAAUGACAAAUGUGCCUUCAAAAUGUUUAAAUGUCGAUGAUCGUAUUUGGUCACUUUCGGCAGAUCCAAUGGGACAAAAAUUUGCCGUUGGAUCGUCUGGAAUUGGAGAAGGUGCACCACUGCAUAUUUUCGACAUUGAAAGUUGCAAGGAAUCAAAUGUUAUGAAACAUGUUUGGAGAAGAGGUGCUGGCAUAUUGGAUAUGGUUUGGGAUAAUCCACAAACGCUUCUAACAUGCGGAUAUGAUACAUACCUAAGAAAAUGGGAUUUGAGAUGUGGAAAGUGCGUUAGUUACUGGCCCGAUCCUACUGACGCAACAAUGUACUGCAUGUCUUCAGAUUAUCAGUAUUCAGUAGUUACGGGAGCGCAGUUUAAUUGCAAAGCAGUUUUAUGGGAUCAACGACAAAUUAACUAUGUACAGCUAUACUUUAUGAAUCUUCGUCGAAUUUCGAGUCCACUUUACAGUUUAUGUUUUGACAGUAGUCAUCUUUAUGGAGCAACUGAUCAACAUUUAGUUGAAAUAAAUUUCUCUGGUCGUUCAAAUAAAGAAAAAAAUUAUCGAGAAAUUCUUAAAUACGAAUGGAAUACCAAUGAAUUUAUACGAAGAUGAAAGUACAGCAAUAUAGGUUUAUGCAUAAUUUAAAUAUAUAUAUUUAUGAACUUAAUUUUUAGCGAAAAAAUUAUAUAUAUAUAUAUCUACACGCAAAUUGUGUGAAUGUACAAAAUUUAAUUUUUUGCAAAAACACAAAUUAACGUUGUCAGUCGCUUAUGUUCUUUGUUUGAAAAAGCUGUCAACAAAAAAAACAAAUCAAUUCAAAAUAAUUUGUAAAUAAAAUAGUACAAUCAAGAA